Vicugna pacos (alpaca) is the source of this 1517-nucleotide messenger RNA. It is a transcript of the gene TMEM150B, whose product is annotated as transmembrane protein 150B. Gene Ontology annotation, cellular component: plasma membrane. The record is from RefSeq and is a predicted model, not a curated record. NCBI's taxonomy places the organism in Eukaryota, Metazoa, Chordata, Mammalia, Artiodactyla, Camelidae.
UCCCACUUAUACCCUGCCGGUGGGGAACUCCAGGAAGGGGGAGCGGAAGGCCAGUGUGGGAGGAGGCAGUGUCAUCAGGGCCCCACACCCAACUGCCUCAGGAAGAGUCUGCACCAAGAAGGGCAGUGGACCCGCAGGCCUGGAUUCUCGGUCCUCAAGGAGACAAGAGCUGGGAGGUGGGAACUCGGAAGUUAGAAACAAUUGCAUGUGUUCUGGAAGGAACUGGAGGCCUGGACUUCUGGGUCCCCAAGCAUUCUAUCCUGGACUUUGGCUCUACUGGAACACCGACAGCCCCACCCCACAACACAGCCAUCUUCCCCAAACCUCUCACCCAGCCCCAGUCUCAGGACUGAGAGAGCCAGAGGGAGCCUGACAAGGCUGGUUCCUCACCUGAGAGACAGCAAGCGCCGUGGCCUCAGUCCCUGACCCUCUCCUUCCACUGCGGAGCCCGGCAUGUGGGGCUACCUGUCCCUGCUUCCUGUCUUCCUGGCCUGCUGGGCUAUUGCUGGUAUCUGGACCGUUUUUUCGCUCGCGGUGGUCCACAAGUCAGUGAACCUCACGGAAGCCUUCCCCUAUAUCAGUCGAUGUGGAAAUUACCCUCCUGAAAGCUGCGUCUUCAGCCAGGUGCUCAACGUGGGAGCUGCUAUGGCUGCCUGGAUCUGCAUUCUCCGUUACCACCAGCUUCGGGACUGGGGGGUCGGAAAGUGUCCUAACCAGAUGAUCCUGUGGACGGGGCUCCUCUGUGCCCUGGGUACCUCUAUAGUGGGCAAUUUUCAGGAGAAGAACCUGCGGCCCGUGCACCUGACAGGGUCCUUCUUUGCCUUCUUCGUGGGAGUCCUCUACUUCUGGCUGCAGGUCCUUCUCUGCUGGCGGAUGAAGAGCCUGCCCCAGCCUGGGGCUCCUUGGCUUGGGCCUCUCCGCCUGGUCCUCUGCAGCCUCUGCAGUAUCCUCAUAGUGACCAUGGUCGUCCUCCACGUCCGGUCACUGCGUUCAGCCUCUGCUGCCUGCGAGUGGGUCGCCGCCAUGCUGCUAUUCAUCCUCUUCGGCCUCUUUGCCGUGGACUUCUCCAGCCUGGGUCGCUGUACCCUGCAUCUCCAGCCGGGCCCCAACAGCCUCAGCCCCCCGGCCUCCCCCAUCUCCCUGCAGGUUCCGCUGUGAACCGCUGAUCAGCACAGCAUCUUCAUACCUCCAGUUCCUGCCAUCUGGUUCCGCCUCUGCGGUCAGGGCCACCAAGGAAGCGAGAGGCCAAGGCCAGCCAGCCAUCCCUGAUCAAGGAUAUUUAUUAUUAUUAACUUUUUCUUUUUUGCCGCCGGCGGAAUCAGAGACACGGACGCAGGCAGGAUCACGCGAAAUCAGAAUUCCUUCCGGAGAGCAAAUCCGUACAGAAGGUUGUGGGGGCCGGGAGAGGACCAGGAGAGGGGGGCCCAGGAAAGGGGAGUUGGGGACACAAGGACAGAUGGCCCUGUCCGUCCGGAUCUGCUAAGCCACCCCAACCAGCCCCCGUUCCCCCCCACCCC